This is a messenger RNA of Alternaria hordeiaustralica, 2226 nucleotides long. RefSeq lists its product as uncharacterized. NCBI's taxonomy places the organism in Eukaryota, Fungi, Ascomycota, Dothideomycetes, Pleosporales, Pleosporaceae. The transcript has 2 exons. The record is from RefSeq and is a predicted model, not a curated record. Gene Ontology annotation, molecular function: UDP-glycosyltransferase activity. The coding region runs from base 1 to 2226 and encodes 741 amino acids.
AUGGCGUACAUGGUGAAGAAUCCAGGGCUGAUUCCAAAUAUGCAGUCCAUCAAAGCCGGGGACAUUGGCAAGCGACGAAAAGAGAUGGCCGAGAUGAUGGAGGGGACCUGGAGGAGUUGCAUCGAGGCGGGUGAUGGCAUGGGCCAGAGAGUCUCAGCGUUAGACGUAGACGCGCCUGAGGAUUUGUUCAUCGCAGAUUGCAUCAUUGCGAACCCGCCGUCCAUGGGCCACAUUCACUGCGCGGAGAAGCUUGGCAUCCCGCUGCACAUGGUCUUCACUAUGCCGUGGUCGCCAACAAAAGCUUUCCACCACCCGCUGGCAGCCAUGGAGUAUGGCGAAGUUGAGAGGUCCGUCGCAAACUACUUCAGCUUCGGCAUCAUGGAGCUGCUCACUUGGCAGGGUUUAGGCGAUGUCAUCAACAAGUUCAGGACGCAGACCUUGCACCUAGACGCUAUUAGCCCGCUCUGGGGUCAUCUCUUGCUUUCGAGACUUCGCGUCCCAUAUAGUUACCUAUGGUCACAGGCUUUGAUCCCGCGGCCAGCUGACUGGGACUCACAUAUCAGCAUUACCGGUUUCUCAUUCCUGGAUGCUGGAUCGAAUUACACGCCGCCGGACGACCUGGCUGAGUUUUUUGCGAAAGGCCCUCCUCCGGUGUACAUCGGCUUUGGCAGCAUAGUGGUAGAUGAUCCAGUGGCUCUCACCAAACUCAUCUUUGCCGCCGUGAAGCUAGCAAAAGUCAGAGCUAUAGUCUCCAAGGGCUGGGGCGGCGUGGGUGCGGGUGAUGUGCCGGAUGAUGUGUAUCUCAUUGGCAAUUGUCCGCACGAUUGGCUCUUCCAACGGGUUUCGUGUGUGGUUCAUCACGGAGGUGCGGGUACAACGGCUGCUGGUAUUGCCUUGGGUAGGCCUACGGUUGUUGUGCCCUUCUUCGGUGACCAACCCUUCUGGGGACAGAUGAUCGCAAAGGCUGGAGCUGGUCCAAUGCCCAUCCCGUUCAAGCAGAUGACUGCCGAGAGCCUUGCGACAAGCAUUACCUUUGCGCUGCAAGAUUCUGUCAAAGUCGCAGUUCAGAAGAUGGCAGAAAGUAUUGCAGAGGAAGAUGGUGCCGGAGAUACUGUACGCGACUUUCAGCAGAAACUUGGCAUUGAUGGAAUACGAUGUCAUAUCUGUCCGGAUCGCCUAGCUAUCUGGCGUGACAAAGAGACUGGCGCACAUCUCAGUGGCUUUGCAGCCUCCGUGCUUGUCCAAGAAAGACUGUUGGAUUUGAAGCAUCUGCGUUUGCUGCAACAUCGGCAUUACUAUACCCAUGAAGGCGCUGAAGGACCUUUGACAGGUGUUGUCGCUGCUUUCGGAGGGCUCAUGUCCUCUUUGGGUACCGAUACAGCUGAGUUCUCGCAGCGGCUGAAGAAAAGACCACGCGAGACUGAGGCCGACGUAGAAGCCUUGAAAAGAGUGCCGACUGUUGAUGAGCCAGACUUGGAAAAGGGCAUCACGUCCAAACACUUCCAUCACUUGGCGUACAGAAUGGCAGCGAAGUCAUGCGAUGACGACUACACGCACAACUUCGAGAAGCCGCAGAACCGCCCGGGUAUAUCAGCUCUUCGCGAGAAGAUCGCUGCGAGGAGAGCAAGAGGAGGCCGUGGCUACCAAAUCACAAGCGCUACCGCGCAUUACGUUGGUGAUCUCGCGGCUACAGGAGCCAAAACCCCAGUCGCCUUCUUCUACAACAUCGCCAACGGCUUCCGGAACCUACCCUCAUACGCAAUCCACAACGACCCCGCGCGACAAAGAGACGAAAUCACCGGCUUCGGCAGCGGCUGCAAACUCGCCGGCAAAGAAUUCGUGCUCGGCCUCAGCGACGCACUCGUAGGCAUAGUUCGACACCCCUAUCUCGGCGCGAAACAAGAAGGCGCCAUGGGCUUUGGCAAAGGAAUUGGGCGAGGUCUAGCUGGGCUAUAUCUCCAUUUAGGAGCCGGUAAGUUCGGGUUCCGAAUAUUCCGCUUAUCCGCUUAUCUAACACUACUGUCAGCGGUAUUUGGCCUGCCAGGAUAUUUCUUGAAAGGCGUCGAGAGGGGCCUCUUGGCGCGGCAUCUCACUGCGCUGCAGGCGGAGAUUUUCUUUAUACAGCUGCGCCGAUCUGCUGUCGCGUUUCGUGGUGCGAGCGAUGUUGAGAAGGAAGCGGUGGUGAAGAAAUGGGCGGAAGUGAAAUCAAGCAUAGACAGGCAUUAG